Molecule: messenger RNA, 5043 nt
Organism: Hyalella azteca
Lineage: Eukaryota; Metazoa; Arthropoda; Malacostraca; Amphipoda; Hyalellidae
Exons: 14
Coding region: 148-3831 (1227 amino acids)
Biological process (GO): microtubule-based movement
Cellular component (GO): kinesin complex; microtubule
Molecular function (GO): microtubule binding; ATP hydrolysis activity; ATP binding
Source: RefSeq, a predicted model, not a curated record
UUGGCAACUGAGGUCGAAACAACGCCCAGUGUCGCGAACCGCGAACGUGAUAUCAUAAGGUCGUGUAAGCCAGUAAUUUAGUUUCAUGCAGCCGUAUUAACUAUUAACGUUUUCUUGAAAGUUUCAUACCAAGUUUUACUUCUGUCAAUGGCAGAAUUAAAUUUUAAAGUGUUUCUUCGUCCACAUCCAGUACAAGAUGCUCCUGAGUCUGACCGAGCAGUAUUAACUCCUGACUACUCCCAAAAUUUGGUGCAGGACACAAUAUCCAACAGGACAUAUGAGCUGGAUGGUGUUUUUGACCCAUGCUGUGCCCAGAAGACGGUAUACGAGAAGGCUGUACAGCCUCUGGUGAAGGCUGUACUACAAGGCUACAAUGCAACUGUCCUUGCAUAUGGCCAGACAGGCUCUGGCAAGACCUUCACUAUGGGGACUGGUGGAGGUCUCCAGUCAAGACCUCAGGACCAAGGAAUACUCCAGAGAGCUCUGGCUGAUUUCUUGGAUGCAGCAGCAUCUGGUGAUGCAAUAGCAUAUGAGGAUAAGGCAACAUCUGGAGGCACUGAGCCACAGCAUAGAAGAAUUACUGAUGUUACCCCUACCAAAAUCUUUGCUACUAAUGGAAAUAAUGAAAUGGAAGGAACAGCAGAAAGUAAUAAUUUCAUUGAAAGACAUUCUUCAGAAGUGCUGAAUACAGAUGCCAUUGAGGGUGAUGGAUCUGGCUCCUGCAGGCAUAAGCAUGAUAUUCCUGAAUUACCUUCACAGCUGAUGACUGAUGAGAGUGGGAUGAAAAUAAAUACACCUAAAAUGAAUGCAACAACUUGCGUUCUGAAACAAGACAAGGCAAGGGCAAAGUUUUGCAUCAAGUUAUCAUUCUUGGAAGUGUACAAUGAAAAAGUGUACGAUUUAUUGACUUCUAAUCGCUCCCAACUGAUUAUCCGACCUGAUAUGACAGGAGGCAUGCAAGCCACAGGCUGCGUGGAGAAGUGUGUGAAGUGCGUGGAGAGUGCGGAGACUCUGCUAGCUGCAGCAACCCGACGACGCACCGUUGCCAAAACCAAUCUCAAUGUACACAGCUCACGCUCGCAUGCCCUUGUUGGAAUCAAGCUGUCGAGAGGGCAGCAAGGAUCGUCGGUGUUGUGGGUUGUGGACUUGGCUGGUAGUGAGAGCGUCGGUCGUCAGUAUCAGUGCGCUGCUGAUGCCGCUCAGGGCAGCAGCAAGAAGCUCUUCAAUGAGGGCGUGGCCAUCAAUAAAGGCUUGCUGGCUCUUGGCAAGGUGCUCUCUGCGAGAGCAUCCGGAAGUGGCCACGUCCCUUACAGAGAUUCGAUUCUAACUCAACUGCUGCGCGAGAGCCUCUGCGGCGACGCUUGUGCGGCUGUGAUAGCGUGCGCGCGUCUCGCACAUGUCAGCCAGACGCGCACAACUCUGCUCUACGCAGAACAGAUGCGCGACGUGCGCACGCGGCCUGUGCAACAGCUCAGCUCUGCGCGCAAGAUGCUGAAGCGUCGCUAUGAAGACCCUACAGCUACACCCAACCUUGCCUCCAAGCGCCUCCAUUUAAGGACUUCAGACUUAAAAGCCACACGUUCUGGCGCCUUGAGAAAUUCAUCUCUGAGUAUCAGGGGCACGCCUGGCCCUCUGGCGGUGGCUCACAACACAACCGUCAGCACACCUGGCCACACGCCCGCUGCCACUAGGGGCUCCUUGAAGGCCCUGGACUCUUCUUUCCAGCCUCGCUUCCGAGAGGAUCACAGCAUCGGUACGGCGAAGCGCUCUCCCCUCAUAUUCCCUUCACUGCAGCAGCCUCAGUUUGAGGAGGAGCACUCCCUCCCACUGGAAGAUCAAGCACCAGAUGCUCCCACUUCCCAGCUGCGUGCGUCUUCCCCCUUACAGAACAACUUCCUUGGAUCGCCUUUAGAAGGAGUGGCUAAGCUGCCCCGUAGUGUUCUGCAAGCUGAUAUGUCCAGUUUCAUCAGUCCUUUGGUGCAUCAAGUGGAACGGCGCAUCAUGGACAAGCUGGAAGACUCUUUCAAUUUCUCAUUCAUAAGCCGCUUCACACGCAGUCGAGCUGUCAAGGAUGCCACGGCCUGCACAGGGAGUGAACAGGGAAGCCCUGACCUUGGUGCUGCUGUUCUCGAGGCGAUGUUCAGCACCCCUACCACGAGCGGGCGCCAGCGGCGACACUUCCAUGACGCUGUCGAGAAGAUGGUUGAGCGCGCUGUGCACAACUCUGUGGCAAAGCGCCCUAGAAGGAGCACGAGACUGUCAGUUCAAGAUGCAGAACCUUUGGAUACCCUUGCAGUUUCUAUGGACUCUUCUGAAAAUUCUCACAACUCGAAAACUAACGAUGGAUUUUUAGUGCCAACUUGCUUGCCUCCUGUAGCCAAAAAACGCGCCAAGAAACUUGCCCUGGAGUUUUUUCCCCAUACACCUCACGCUGUGACUCCCGGCAUGCUUGACAAAAAGUUAGAGUUGAGUGAAACUUACAAGCCUGCAUCAGAGACGGGAUGUGCACGAAGACGAUGUUCAUCUGGUGCGGCUAGUGAAGCUGGCUUGUCAGACUCAGCGUCAGUGGAGGCGGGAGCAGCAACGCCGUGUGAUGACUCUAUUCAUGACGGUCGUGUCUCUAGCACCACGGCAGAGCCUUCACGCCUCAAAAAAAAGACUAAAUAUGAAGAUCCAGUCAACGUUUCUAUCUUUGAUAGCGAUGAAUCUUCUCAUUCUAUCCUAAGCGAUAGCAAUGAAAAUCGGCAGACCGAUGUUAGUCAAGUUAGCUACGAUAUGAAAACUAUGAAUGAAUCUGUAGGUCUAAAACGGAAGCGUGGUCGACCGCGGAAGAAAAACCUUGAGUCUUGGGAAGAAAACGUGGACCAUCGUGCCUCUAUGAAAUCCAUGCAGAAUAGCUGGAACAGGUCUGUUCUGGGAGAUGUUUCCAAUACGAUUCAAUCUGAUUCGUUUUCAACGGACUUGAAUGAAACGGUAAUUGAUUCUUCAAUGUCGAAAACGGGUGGUAAGCUGAGUGCUACUUUGAGACAUAACAUCAUGAAUGAUAGUGAUUUUUUUGGAAAUGAAUCUUACCAACAAACGGAGACAUGUUUAUUCGAAAAUUCACUGAUGCCAGAGCCUCGCGUGAAGUUCAAUGUCACCUGCACUAACUGGACCACUAGGAAUCGGAAAAAGGAGGCAGAUGAACACCAACAAACGCAUCUUCAGGAUGAGACAGAUUUUUCUUGCACUAUGCGAAGAGCAAAACGGGUGGCAGCUGCCAAGACACUUAAUCAAACUUGUGUUGAUAUGAACUCGUCAAUGUGGCAUGCGGACAUCAGUCACAAUGCCUUUGAUGAUACUUUGAACACAACACGAAGUGGUUUGAGGCCCCGGCAGAAUAUUCGUAAACCUGCUCGUUUAACAUUUGAACCGGUAAUAGCAGUUAAUAAAGCGUCAAACUUGCGAUCGAAGAAAUCUUCUCAGAACAAAUUAAAUGCAACCACUUGCCUGAGCAAUAGCCGAGUCAAUGCAAGACGUGGAGAUAAGCUCAAUACAACAUCAAGCAACCGUAGGAAGAAGAUCCAGCAAGCUUCACUGGACGUGACUACGUGCACCGUCAGCCCCAGCGUAGUUAGGAGCCACGCUCAGCAUGUGCUGGCGAUCCUCAACUCAGGCGAUGAGAAGCGAAUACAGCAACUGCCCACCAUUGGACCAAAGUAUGCCACCAUUAUCUCCAACCACAGGAAAUUUUUCGGCGAUUUCAGCAGCAUAGAGGACGCCACGAGCAUCCCAGGCUUGCCCCGUACCAUAUGCCGCCGCUUUGUAAUUGCCAAUACAUUGCUCAACUGAGCAAGCCAUGUACCAAGCAUCACUUUCUGUUGUGUAUCUGGACAUUUGCUACAUCUGGACACAUCUUGACCGUAUGAGUGCAUGGUUUCCGCUCUUCUCGCUGUUUGGACUUGGCUUGGUUCAGCAGUGCCCCGGUGGCUGGUGCUGCCUGAGGCAGCCUGGCGGACGGCCGUUGACGAGUGCGACGGUUGUCUAGCUCUGUGGGCAUCUGGACUAUCUUUUUAUGUAAAUUGUUUACAUCUGAAAAUGUCUUCGUCUGUAAAAGGUGGACGUCUGGACAUUGUCCCCAUCUGUGCACAGAGUUUAUUGUGCAUUGUAAACUCGUGUAACGUCCAUGUUUCAAACUCAUUGCGCUCCUCAGGCGUCUUGGCUAGUUAAAUGUUCUUUAGUUUUUAUUAUCGUAAGUUCUACAAUCAAUAACUACGUGUUAAACAGCGGAAGCAAACUACACAUUAGUGUUAAUCGUUCUACAGUUGCGUACGUUCGACGGCUGCUCUCUGAUUUUUGCCGGUCUUCAUUUCCCAACGCUUUAUUUCGAGUAUCCGUAUUUUUUUGCUCUUAAUUUAGCUUGUCUGUAAUUUUUUGCCUGUUAUUUUGCUAAUUCACAUUUCUUUGCUCUUAAUUUUUCUCAUCCGCAUUUCCGCUUUUCCUUCUGCUCAUCUGUAUUUGUCUGCUCUUUAUUCAGAUCAUCCGUAUUUCUUGUUAUUUCCCUUCUUCAUUUCAUCUCGUUUAUAGCCUUUAUUUGCGUGCAAUGAAGAGGAGUUGAUAUUCAGUAAGUUUUAUAUGUGUAAGAUGGCCUAGUAACUGCUGGAAAAUUAUUUCUAAGGUAAAAGUAACAAGCCUUCUGACAAGCAUUUUGUGAUGAAUAUUCAAUGAUGAAUACUGCCAGAUGUGUUCUUUCAUAUCAAUUCUGUCAGUCUUGCCAGUUUCUGCUGCUUUCAAAUUCAGUUACCGUUUUUCAGUUUCAGUUUCCAUAGAACGCUUUAUUUUAAUCGCAGUUCUGCUUUUCGAGUCGUGCAAUCAAUAUUAAUUAUGGAUGAAAAGACUGCAAUUUAUUUUAAUGCAGAUAUCGGCCGAGGAUAUAACAUGUUGAAGUAUAAGUUGAUUUGAAGCGGUGAAAAUAGGGAUCUAGCAAAAUUCUUUAUGUUAACCUAACUUUAGUUUCUUGGUUGUCUUGAAUUUGUCUGCCGUUUAUUAUUGAAAUUUCAAGUU